Molecule: messenger RNA, 2458 nt
Organism: Stegastes partitus (bicolor damselfish)
Lineage: Eukaryota; Metazoa; Chordata; Actinopteri; Pomacentridae
Gene: ttc38
Product: tetratricopeptide repeat domain 38
Exons: 14
Coding region: 61-1461 (466 amino acids)
Molecular function (GO): protein binding
Source: RefSeq, a predicted model, not a curated record
AACUUGGUACGAACGAGCUGAACUCUCAAAGCUGACAGAGACUGAAGCUGGACUCUAAACAUGCUGCCUGCGAGUUACAGGGACUGUCAGGCUUGGAGAGCAGAAGGUCUCCAGCUGUCCACCAGCAGCAAUGAAGCCUGCAAACUGUUUGAUGCCAUCCUCACACAGUAUGUGAAAUGGAGGAACGAUGAAACCUUGGGAGGAUUCGAAGGAUGCUUUUCUGCUAUCCAGGCAGCUGACCCUAACUUUGUUAUGGGCCACGUGAUCAGUACCGGGCUGGAGGUGGUGGGAACUGGCAGCAGCACCCGGCUGGAUGAGCGUCUGGCCAGCGCCGUGAAGCGAACGGUGGAGCUCGCCAACAGCCAGGAGAUCUCUGAGAGAGAGAGGCUUCAUGUCAAAGCCAUGGAGCUGUUCUCACACGGGAAUUUUCCAAAAGCCAGUAACGUAUGGGAAGAUAUUCUCCUGGAUCAUCCCACCGACCUGUUGGCCCUCAAGUUUGCCCACGAUGCCUACUUCUACAUGGGAGCCCAAAUCCCGAUGAGGGACUCGGUGGCCAGAGUGCUCCCCCACUGGAAGCCACACAUGCCUUUGUCCUGCUAUUUGAAAGGACUCUAUUCCUUUGGUCUCCUGGAGACUCGCUACUACGACCAGGCAGAGAAAGUGGCCAUGGAGGGCCUGGCUCUGGCUCCGGAUGAUGCUUGGAGCGUCCACUCCGUGGCCCAUGUUUGUGAGAUGAAGGCAGAGGUGGACAAAGGCUUGAAGUUCAUGGAGGGCAGAGAGAAGGACUGGCAGGUGUCUGACGUGCUGGCGAGUCAUAACUACUGGCAUUGGGCUCUGUACUUCAUUGAGAAGGGCCAAUACGAAGCCGCGCUGCAGAUAUACGACGCUCAGGUCUUCAAGCGCUGUAAGGCCUCAGGAUCCAUGUUGGACACUGUGGACGCCAGCUCCAUGCUGUGCAGACUGGAAAUGGAAGGAGUGUGUGUGAAGGACCGCUGGAAGCAGCUGCUCCAGGUGACGCAGCCGCACACCGACGAUCACGUGACCUUGUUCAAUGACCUCCACUUCCUCAUGGUGUCGCUGGGAGCUAAAGAGAGCGGGACGAGUCAGCGUCUGCUGGAGGGCCUCCAGGAAUUAGCGAAGCAGCCAGGGGACAAUCAGCAGCACCAGCUAGCGGGGACUAUCGGCGUCCCCAUGUGUCAGGCCAUGAUGGAGUACAACCAGGGCAACUACAAUCAGGCCAUGGAGCUGCUGUACCCUUUGCGCUACCGCAUGGUGGACGUAGGUGGCAGUGACGCGCAGAGGGAUCUGUUCAAUCAACUGCUUAUUCACGCAGCCAUGAAAUCUGAGAAUAAGCAUCACCAGAAACUGGGAAGAUGUCUUGUGGUGGAGCGUGAUGCCGUGAGGCCGAACUCCCCUCUGACCCACCGUCUGAUGCAGAGAGCUCGGGCGCUCCACGUCUGAGAUGAUUGCAAGGUGCGCCGAGCAACAAGAAGAGAAAAAGAGUCCAUCAGAGCCCGGCUGUAAUCUGCUGGGCCGGUGUUGGGCUUUAGGAGAAUUCUUCACAUUGUUGUGAAAACAGCUGAAACCUUUAUGCAGCACUUUUUUCUUUUUUCAUUCUUAGUGCGCUUUUCAUAUGAAGCUCCAAGUGUUGGAUAAUAAAUAAAUCAUUCUAGAAGAACACUGACCUGGAAAACAUUAUAGAAUAAAAUUAAAAAGACCAUGAUUUGAAAAAUAAUGUAAGAAAUAAUUUACUUCUCUUUUUAGUUUAUAUUUCUAUAUUUCCCAAUAACACAUUUCAUUUUUUAUGUGUUACUGUUUAAUUAAAUGCUCCUAACCCUAACAAGCGCAACAACUUCUACCACAUUUAGCCAGUUAGCAAACUAGCGCUACAGCGAUAAUAAAGUUACUCAGAACCUCGGCUGUGUGUCGGCAAAGUCCAAAGAAACUGACUUUUAUUAUUUUAUUCCAUGUUACCUAAGCAGCUGGCCGCUUUGUUUAUUACUUAAUAUCACAUUAACACGCCUUCCUCGCUCGUACGCGGCCAGCUACGGCACAAGGGUCGACUUAGAAGCUAAAAUAUAAAGGUUUAGUUACUGCGUCUAUUCACAGCAGCAGCGAGCUGCUGAUUUACAGCCGUCUGACAAUAACUGCUCCGACCAACAGGUGGUAGAAAGCCGGAGCAGUUGUUGAGCUUAAAGGCAAAGCACAUGUUAGCCGCUAAAAGCCGGGAGUGAGGACGCUGCUAAAGUGACUUUAAGAAAUGAAAUGUGACAUAAAUCUGUGCUAAGCUUCAAUAAUUUCUUCAAUUUCAAUUUUACUGUAUUUAACAAAAUGCAUUCCAGCGUUUGUUUGUUGAAUCUUGUGCAGAUUUCAGAUUGUGGACGUGUUAAUCUGAAGCGCUAUGAGAUGACUGUUGUUGUAAAUAUGCGCUAUACAAAUAAAAUUGAAUUGAAUUGAA